UGCUAACGGCCAACCCGGGAAGCCAAGUAAAGCAAAUUUUUGUCAGUAACUAUGACAGUUGCAACUGGGGAUCCCACAGAUGAAACUUCAGCUCUACCAGGUCACCCCCAGGACACGUAUGACCCUGACCCAGAUCACGAAUGUUGCGAGAGAGUAGUUAUAAAUAUUUCUGGGCUGCGGUUUGAAACACAACUGAAAACCUUAUCACAGUUCCCUGAAACAUUACUAGGGGAUCCUAAAAAGAGGAUGAGAUACUUUGACCCACUAAGGAAUGAAUAUUUCUUUGACCGAAACAGACCGAGCUUUGAUGCUAUCCUGUACUAUUACCAGUCUGGUGGCAGGUUAAGGAGACCUGUCAAUGUCCCUUUGGAUAUCUUUUCUGAGGAAAUCAGGUUCUAUGAACUUGGUGAAGAAGCCAUGGAGAUCUUCCGGGAAGAUGAAGGAUUUAUAAAGGAAGAGGAACGUCCCUUACCAGAUAAUGAGUUUCAGAAGCAAGUGUGGUUAUUGUUUGAGUAUCCUGAAAGCUCUGGACCUGCCAGGAUUAUAGCUAUUAUUUCUGUCAUGGUGAUAUUAAUAUCUAUUGUGAGCUUUUGCCUUGAAACUUUGCCUGUUUUCAGAGAUGAAAAUGAGGGCAUGCAUGGGAAGGCAGUCAAUUACUACCCAUACUCCAACAGCACGCGUGGAUACCAACUACCUAAUCCUUUUACAGACCCUUUCUUCAUUGUGGAAACCCUGUGUAUCAUCUGGUUCUCCUUUGAGUUCCUGGUUCGUUUUUUUGCCUGUCCAAGCAAAGCCGGCUUCUUCACCAAUAUCAUGAACAUCAUUGACAUAGUUGCGAUUAUUCCUUACUUUAUUACUUUAGGUACUGAGCUGGCAGAGAAAAGUGAAGAUGGGCAACAGGGUCAGCAAGCAAUGUCUUUAGCUAUUCUUAGGGUUAUCCGGUUGGUCAGAGUGUUUAGGAUUUUCAAGCUUUCAAGACAUUCAAAAGGCCUCCAGAUUUUGGGACAGACUCUCAAAGCCAGCAUGAGGGAAUUAGGCCUAUUGAUAUUUUUUCUUUUCAUUGGUGUUAUUCUUUUUUCUAGUGCAGUGUAUUUUGCAGAGGCUGACGAGAGAGAUUCUCAGUUUCACAGCAUCCCAGAUGCCUUCUGGUGGGCUGUGGUUUCCAUGACAACAGUAGGAUAUGGAGAUAUGGUCCCUACAACUAUAGGUGGCAAGAUUGUAGGGUCCCUGUGUGCGAUUGCAGGCGUUUUAACCAUUGCCUUACCUGUCCCUGUCAUAGUAUCCAACUUCAAUUACUUCUAUCACAGAGAGACGGAGGGUGAGGAACAAGCACAAUAUUUGCAAGUAACCAGCUGUCCAAAGAUCCCGUCUUCCCCUGACCUUCAAAAAAGCAGAAGUGCCUCCACUCUUAGUAAAUCUGACUACAUGGAGAUUCAAGAAGGAGUUAACCAUAGCAAUGAAGACUUUCGAGAGAAGAACUUAAAAACAGCAAAUUGCACCUUAGGAAACACAAACUAUGUAAAUAUAACCAAAAUGCUGACUGAUGUCUGACUGAUUUUUUUUUCAAUUGCAAGGGUUGUCUGGGACAGUAGCAGAGCUUUGCGUAAUGCAAUAAUCUGCUAGGUGAUAUAUUUUUAGGUGUGUCGUUUCUGCAUGGAAAGCAAUAGCCGUGUAAGUGAUGUAUUAUUGCAUUUCCAAUUAGGAGAUAACUCGCAGAACAUUCAAUGACAACAUGUGGGGAGCCUGGAAGCUUUGCGACUACUCAGUCAAAGAAUCCUAGAGGCCCAGACAUGAGGCCAGCGGUAGCCCUUAAAAGGCUUCUGUAUAUA
Molecule: messenger RNA, 1829 nt
Organism: Spea bombifrons (plains spadefoot toad)
Lineage: Eukaryota; Metazoa; Chordata; Amphibia; Anura; Pelobatidae
Product: potassium voltage-gated channel subfamily A member 2
Exons: 1
Coding region: 52-1551 (499 amino acids)
Biological process (GO): potassium ion transmembrane transport; protein homooligomerization
Cellular component (GO): axon terminus; dendrite; voltage-gated potassium channel complex
Molecular function (GO): delayed rectifier potassium channel activity; protein binding
Source: RefSeq, a predicted model, not a curated record